CUCAUCUCUGGUUGUGUUCAGUUGCGUGUUGCAUCUUCAUGGGACGUGAAUAUGAUUAUUGAAGUGUGACUGUUGUUCGUAAAUAAGACAUGAUAAUUAAGAUUUGUUUUGAAAUCAGCAAAGGACUUCCGUUAAAAUAUUGCAUAUGAUCCUUGGUUGCUCCUUAACGGUUGAAACACUGUUGUGAUACCUUGGUCAAUGUUUUGCAUCGAUAAAAAUUCAAAUGGUGAUAGCAAACAGUUAGCCCUAUUAAUAAAAACUCAAUUGAGGUAGAUAUUAAUAAUAUUUCACUGGCAAAGAAUGGCACAGCAAACACCAGGGGUACAAACUGCUGGUGCAGGUUCAGACAUUAUGUCAGCCCUAGGUAACCUCCAAACAGUUAACACUCAAUCGUCUACACCUAUGACGACUAUGCAAAGUAACAGUACGAUUCAAGUCAUGCAACCUCCCUCUCAACCUCAGCAAACGCAAUAUGUUACACAGCCAACUAAGUCGCAGCCAGUAGCGCAAUUACCUACUUCGUGUUCAUCUAAUGAUUACGCUCAGUUUUUAACCAAGACUCGAUUACAAGAUCUCGUUAGAGAAGUGGAUCCCACUGAACAGCUUGACGAAGAAGUCGAAGAAAUGCUUUUGCAACUAGCCGAUGACUUUGUUGAAACCACUGUGAACGCUGCUUGUUUAUUAGCAAAACACCGACAUGCAAAUACUGUUGAAGUAAAAGACGUUCAACUCCAUUUAGAGAGAAAUUGGAAUAUGUGGAUACCUGGUUUUGGCACAGAUGAAGUAAGGCCUUACAAACGAGCAACUGUAACGGAGGCACACAAACAGCGAUUGGCUCUCAUUCGAAAGAGUAUUAAAAAAUAUUGAUCACGGACAUUACAAUGUAAUUAAGUUUAAGACAUAAAGAGUUUCGUAUUCAUUGAACGAUCGUUAUUAAAUUCGGAUUUAUAGAAUACAUAUUUGCUAGGCACAUUAUUACCGAAAUUGCGAAUGAACUAGUAAGGACCGAUUCAUAAGGUGUAAUUACACUAUGUUUAAACAUUAUUGAAUGACUAUAUAAUUACAUCAAAAUGAUUGAAUAAUCUACAAGAUCAAAAUAAUGUUGUUAAGGUGAUCUCAGAUUUGUCUAUUUCCAAAUUUAAAUUACAAUUGUAUCUAAAUAGCAAUAUUUUGUAAUAAAAAAUCUUAUAAGCUCUAUGAA
Molecule: messenger RNA, 1201 nt
Organism: Orussus abietinus
Lineage: Eukaryota; Metazoa; Arthropoda; Insecta; Hymenoptera; Orussidae
Gene: Taf12
Product: transcription initiation factor TFIID subunit 12
Exons: 3
Coding region: 301-867 (188 amino acids)
Biological process (GO): DNA-templated transcription initiation; RNA polymerase II preinitiation complex assembly
Cellular component (GO): SLIK (SAGA-like) complex; transcription factor TFIID complex; SAGA complex
Molecular function (GO): DNA binding; protein heterodimerization activity; TBP-class protein binding
Source: RefSeq, a predicted model, not a curated record